This is a messenger RNA of Carassius carassius (crucian carp), 2417 nucleotides long. It is a transcript of the gene klhl38b, whose product is annotated as kelch-like family member 38b. The transcript is spliced from 4 exons. Lineage: Eukaryota; Metazoa; Chordata; Actinopteri; Cypriniformes; Cyprinidae. The record is from RefSeq and is a predicted model, not a curated record. Gene Ontology annotation, molecular function: protein binding. Bases 595 to 2160 code for a protein of 521 amino acids.
GCACCAGUGGUGUUGUUUACAGCCACAGUAAACAUACACACGUGGUGGAGCAUGGAGCAAUUCAGACACACUUUGCAGACAGUGAAGAAACUUGUGUUAUGGAAAAACAGGGGGUGAGGGCUUUAGCAGCACUAGCUGCAGUUCUGACAGAGAAGAGCGGUUUCUAUUUUUAGGGAGACUGGAAUGUAUACUGAGGCCUCUGGAAGGAUUUCUCAACAACAAAUAACAUACCACGGUUGCCCCAGCCCCUAUAAACAUCCACCUGCCACACUCAGAAAGUGAAAAACUUUCAGAAGUGAACCGUUUUUGAGAACAGAGGGACGAGUUUGAGUUCUGUUUGAGGUUUGAUGAUACAUAGAUAUUUACAGGACCAUCUAGAAUGUGCUUCAAAUCAGCUGAGACAAGGUAAGCUUGGAUGAUCCAAUAUCAGAAGUCCUGCAUUUUAAAGACAAAGACCUGACUUCUACUCUCCUCCUGGAACUGAACAGCUUAAGGAAGGACCGAAUUCUUACUGAUGUUGUGUUUUGUUCUGAGGGCAAAGAAAUCCCAUGUCACCGCAAUGUUCUGGUGUCCAGCAGCCCAUACUUCUUCGCUAUGUUUUGCAGCAGCUUCCUGGAGACCCAGAAGCCCCAGAUAAACCUCCAAGGUGUUCCUUAUGACAUCCUUACGAGUAUUGUGGAGUAUGUUUACACAGGGUCCAUCAGCAUCACCAUGGAGCUGGCUCUCCCUCUGAUGCAAGCUGCCUCUAUGCUACAGUAUGGAAGACUUUUUGAGGCCUGCUCCACUUUCCUGCAGUCCCAGCUCAGUCCAGACAACUGCCUGAGCAUGAUCCGCCUCUCAGAAAUCCUGCAUUGCUCAAGCUUGCAGGAAAAAGCAAGAGAGCUGGCCGUGAAGAGCUUCUCAGAUGUGGUUGUCUCUCAGGACUUCUGUGAGCUCUCGCUACCAGAACUGGUGAGCUACUUGGAAGACGACAGACUCUGCGUUGAAGAAGAGCAAGUAUUUGAGACUCUUCUAGCUUGGAUUCACCACGACCCGUUCUCCAGGUGUGGCACCAUCCACGACUUGUUCCGUCGUGUGAGGCUGAGACACGUCCACCCUUCAUAUCUUUUCCAAUUUAUCGCCAACGACCCUCUAGUCCAGUCAUCGUCUUUAUGCACAGAAAUUAUCGAAUCUGUUCGUCGUCUGCUCUUUUCCGUUGGCACUCAUUGCCCUGGUGAUCUUGAGCCCCUGUGGGCCGCGCCGCGCCGUCAAAACUGCAAGGAGGCUCUUGUAGUUGUAGGAGGCCGUAAAAAUGGCGAGCGGACGUCUCGUGAUGCGCUGCUCUAUGACGAGCAAUCUCACUGCUGGCAGUGGCUUGCAAAAGUCCCUUUGCGGCUCUACCGACCUGCUUAUGUCUGCAUGCACAGCAUUCUUUACGUUCUGGGUGGCUUAACCAUGAGUACAGGAGGCCAGUACACACCUAGCAACACGGUUUACACGCUUUCUCUCAAAACAAACCAGUGGAGAAUGGGAGAACCCAUGGUGAAGCCUCGAUAUGCCCAUCAGAGCUCCACCUACUUACAUUUCAUUUUUGUACUGGGUGGAUUGACGGCUGAUGGACAACUUUCCAGUGAGGUAGAGCGAUACGACACCAUGUUUAACCAAUGGGAGUCCAUGGCCCCCAUGCCCACUGCAGUCCUGCACCCAGCUGUAGCUGCACAUAACCAAAGAAUAUACGUGUUUGGUGGAGAAGACGCCAUGCAGAAACCAGUUCGAAUGAUCCAGGUGUACCACAUAGGAAGGAAUAUGUGGUAUAGAAUGGAAACCAGGAUGGUAAAGAACAUCUGUGCACCAGCUGCAGUGCUUGAUGAUAAAAUCUACAUCAUAGGCGGCUAUACAAGAAGAAUGGUAGCCUAUGAUAUUAAAACCAACAGGUUUGAAAAAUGUGAAAAUAUGAAGGCCAGGAAGAUGCAUCACUCCGCUUCUGUGGUCAACGACAAGAUCUAUGUCACUGGGGGCCGUUUCAUUAACAGCCACGAGAGUGUGGAAGAUUCAGACAGCUUUGACUGCUACAACCCGAAGACAGACUCAUGGCUGUCAAUGGGAACACUGCCAUUCAAGCUAUUUGACCAUGGCUCAGUACCUCUGGUCUAUCUCUCUGAUAAGUUUCUGCCUACAUGAAUGCAUUUAUGUGACAGUGUAGUGUAGUCACUUCAUACAGGUUUUUAUAUAUGCCUGUCUCCAAGCAAAAUGCUUGCUGUACUGUAUUUUACAGAUCAUACUGGGAAAAAAAAAUAUAUAGUGUAAAAACACAGAGCAUAUUAUGAAAGCAAAGCAAUGAGAUGCACACAUUUUCACCUCUCUAAAGGUGUUUGCACAUGAUUGUGAAAUAUUAGUAAAAUUACUAGUAAUAGUUGUUAAUAUAGCUGAAGUUAAAA